CUCAAUAAUAUUCAUUUCAACAAGUGGACGAGAAAUUAUCAAAGCUGAGUGAAGAUAAUUCUACAUAUUUGAGGUUAGUGAAGGCCGCGAAGAUAACACUCAUGCUCAAAUUAAUCACCGAAAAACUUUUCGAAGGAAGAAAUUUCGCAGUGUUUUCUUUUAUCGAAGUUAUUCACUCAUCAAUCCCAACUACAAUUGUGGCUAAUAAAUAUGAAUCUUAAGUGAUCAUAAAAAAUCAACUUUUUCCCCGUCGCGAUUUUCAAGAAGACGGAUUAUUUCCAGACGACGUCACCAUGGUUCGUUCGGCCACUUUGUCGCAAUCCCAAAGUAUUGCGUCUGACAUUUCCUCGUCAGAGGCAUGCCCAAGAGUCCGGAGAACCUGGUUACCCUCUCUUGGCUGAACCAGAUCAUGAACAGCUUCCUCAGGAUCCAGAUCCAAGUCACCAACUUUGCCCUGGAAGAUGCGACUCCGAGAUCCAAGGCAUUUGCCGGGCGAAUUUGCAAGAUUCUCGUGGAAUAUACCGAAGACCCGGACUCUGUGAGCAAGACCCUGUCACUCAGCGCCAAAUUCCUGCCGGAAGAAGACAUUUUCGCGAAAGUUGCGAAACGGAUGCGGCUGUUUGAGCGAGAGACCAUGUUUCAGCACAACUUUGUUAAACAGAUUGUCAGGAUGCAGAGGGUGCACCCUGACCGUGCCAUGGUGCCCCACAUCCCCAAGUGCGUCUAUGCCUCUGCCAGUUCUCGCAUUAUGGCCAUUGUGGUGGACGACAUAGAAGAGUAUGGCUUUGAGGUGCAGAACCGACAAAAGGGCCUGUCCAAGGACGAGGUGUUUCUCGUGAUGGAGGCCCUGGCUAAGCUACACGCCCUGGGUUUCAUGGUGCUCCGGAAGCACAAGGACAGAGCAUCGGACAUGUUUUCCCGGUUCUACGCCGGAUAUCCGUAUUUGUCGCCGGAAGUGCGGGACGCGGCUGCGGACAGGGCGAGACACGCUGAACUCCUGCUGGCCAACGUCGUGAACAAUGCCAACAAUUCCAGACUGUUUGGCAAUUACGUCAAACGAUCGAGCUUGCCUGAAAGGCACCAGGCUUUGAUAGAAACAAAAACAUCACUGCACAGUUUUUGUCACGGUGACUGCUGGUCUGGAAACAUGAUGUUCAAAUACGACGAACGAUCCAAUGGAACAGGAAAACCCAAGAAAGUUCGGCUUUUGAACUUCGAGGCCACGCAUUAUGCGCAUCCGGGAGCAGAUUUGAACCACUUUUUCUACACGAGCACGUCGAAGGAAGUGCGGAAACACAUGCCGGAAUUUCUGAAGCUCUAUUAUGACGAAUUCUUCAAGUACCUUCGGCUUUUGAACGUGGAUUUCUACGCCAAGAAUUAUCCGUACAAGCAAUUCCUCAUCGACUUCAAGAGACAUUCGGAGAUUGGACUGAUUUCCGCUGUCUACAUUCUUCCGGUCAUCAUGCACAACAAGGAUUAUUCUUUGCACGUUUUCGGCGAUCCGAACAGUCUCAAGGCGUUGACGAAUAAAGCUGAACUUUCGAACACUGCUUCCCAACAGGUAAAUGCAAUUUUAAUCCCACUUCGAUUUUUCACCCUUGCCUUCAGAAGUCAACGA
Molecule: messenger RNA, 1618 nt
Organism: Notodromas monacha
Lineage: Eukaryota; Metazoa; Arthropoda; Ostracoda; Podocopida; Cyprididae
Source: the annotation of a GenBank genome assembly